Porites lobata is the source of this 2304-nucleotide messenger RNA. NCBI's taxonomy places the organism in Eukaryota, Metazoa, Cnidaria, Anthozoa, Scleractinia, Poritidae. The record is from the annotation of a GenBank genome assembly.
AUGUAUAUUUUGCAGAAUCAAACCAUGACAUUUAAUCAGAGAUUUCGCUUAAAUCUGAUCCAAGAGGCUAAGACAGAGCUAGACUUUCUUGCUUUGGUAGAUGAUUUUCCCAGUUUGUAUGCGGGUCCUGUUCUCAAAAAUGCUAUCAGGAGAUAUGAAAUGUUCUGGCUCCCACUGGCAGCCAGAGAGGGUAGCUCCAGUAGACUUCUUGCAGCGCCAUUAGACAUUGCUUGGGUGUGGUAUCUUCACAUGUUGUCACCACAGGAUUAUGAACAGGACUGCAUGAACAUUGUCUCUCAAGUUGUUGACCACUUGCCUAUGAACAGAUAUCAAAGAGAACGAGGUCUUCAAAACGCUCGAUACUUGUGGGAGAAUGCAUAUUCUAAAGAAUGGUUUGAAGUCGACUUAAACUAUCCUACGCCGUUUAAAAUGCUGUACAGACUGAAAAUUCGUUAUGACAUCGAAAAAGCAUCUUACAACCAAUCCAAGUUCUAUUAUCAAGUAUCGCUCCCACACUUUAGCGAUAGCAAGUUUCUGGAAAGCGCUGUUGAGCGAUACGAACAUCAUUUGCAUCUCAAGAGCCAAAAUCCACAAGUUCCUAUGGUCCCGUGCACCGAUAUAGACUUGAUUUGGCACGCACACCUUCAUCACCCGUUGAACUACAAGGAAGUAACUUCAGAAAUAUUCGGGUCAGUAGUCUGUCCUGGAAUCUAUGACUCAAGUCUCAGCCUUGGACUAACUUUGGACGAUUCUGAGACUGGUACGAGGGCUGUAUCUUCUGCAGCGGGUUUCAAGUAUGACAAACCAGGAACCGUGUACAGAGGUGAACCACCUCAACCUCGACCUUCACGACAAAAUGGGCUUUACUUCUCCUUGGGAAGGCUCCGCUAUGUCAUGAGAAUAUUGCAAGUAGAGCUGGUAAAUGUGGAUGUGAGCAAAAAGUUUGCUGUCCGAAUUUAUGAUCCUAUGGGCGGUCUGAUAGUGGAUGCAACGAUUCAAGGUGGAAUCCGUCUUAAUUUAAUGUCCCAGUGUAUCAUUGACAACGAAAACCGUCACACGCUCUCGGUAUCUUUACACCAGAAAUCACUACUUGGUUUCGAAAGGUCCAUUGGUUCAUCUGGGUUGAAUUUGCUGUCCUUUAUGGAUGCAUAUACAUAUGGUGGAGUACCUCAACAGCCUUGGGUGAUAGAUGUUCCCUUUGCGGCUGCACAAGCUAUCGUGAGGCUGUCAGCCAUGUUGGACCCUCCGUCCAUCGAAGGUUAUCGAUUCACAGUUCAGCCAGAUCCUUACUUCGCAAACGUUAACCAUCCUUGUUUUGUACUCAGUUUUGCACAGUCGAUGUUCUUACCCAAAGACUUUGCAAAAACGUACCUGCCCUGCGAAUGUGCAACUCACACUUUGUUGGACUGCAGAGGGCGGGAGGCUUUCAAGUGUCGUGUUGUCCACAGUAUUGAAAGUUUGCUAUCGGCGGUGGAGAUCAUCAGUGUUCACGGUGUUGUUGUUGCAUCUGCUCACACAAUGGAUCUCAACGCUCUUCCCGAAAAAGCAGCGAUUGAAGAUUACACGAGAUGCGCUUAUUUAAACCGCGUGGAGGGCGAGCGAGCGAUGGUUAUCAAAGGUCAAAAGGACUGGGGCAUCUGCAUUGGGAAAUGGCAGAGAGGAAAAAUGUUCAAUCGUGCAGCAGGCCAAGUGGAAAUCAAAUUUUUCAAGCUCAACGGGCUGAGAGGCUGGUGUGAAGUACGCAAAUUCAAGGGUGGCCUUUACUUGCUCUACCUAGAGCCAGCUGUCUUUGUUUACGUGGACUUGAAGAGAGGAUUGUUUGUGUUUUCUCCAUCGGCACAGGAUGUUCCAGAAAUGGUUGCUUUUGCUUUCUCGAUGUCCAUUCUCUAUUUGCUCUGCAAGCCUUACAAUCCGACAGCGGCGAACGUUUCGUCACCAUCCUUUCACAAGAAAGCCAGAAAAGAUAAGGUGACCACUAUGCUUCUUGCUGCUGGAUACAAAAGCUCUGUAGUUCCAACUAACAUCUAUCUUUCAAGAAGUAUUCAGGGCUCUUCAGCAACACGUCGAUCCCUGGAAGGUGCGGGAACCUACGAUCUUGAUUCAGAAUCUGGUCCUGAUUGGAUUAGAGAACUCAUGAAGAAAAAACCGGGAGCAUUAUUGUGGUAUAAUAUGAGCGGCGUGCCCUACGAACUUCCGACCAAAAAGGAACGUAGCUCGAGAGGAAGUUCCUUUUUUGGGUCAGGAGGGGGAGGAGGAGGUGACGGCGGAGGAGGAGGGGGAGGUGACGGCGGAGGCGGAUGUUAA